AUGCAUUUUUAUCGUAUAUGUCUUGUCUUUUUUCAUAUAGCCAGUGCUUUGAGUUAUUUUCCACAUUUAAUAACACAUAUAAUACGUAUACCAUUUCGUUAUAUUUCAUUUCGUUCAAAAAUUGCUUAUAUAACUUAUUGGAUUAGUUAUUCUUUACUUGUUCUUGGUGUUUUAAUUUGGUGUUUGAUUGUUGUAUGUCGAAAAAAUACAAUAUGGCAAAUAAUUCAAGUAUCUGCUUAUUUAUUAAUUGCAAAAUUAAUCUAUACAUUAUUUGAUGUUACUGUAAGAAUUCUUUUAAAUUAUUCAUUUACUGUUAUUGUUUUUGAUAUAAUACAUAUUAUAUUAUUAAUACCAGCUAUUAUAUUUUCAUUUUUACUUGUUCAACAUGUUAAAAAGAAAAAAGAUUUUCAAAAACCUUCUCAAGUAUUAAUAAGUCUUGAACAAGAAACAUUAUCUUGUAAUUAA
Rotaria sordida is the source of this 465-nucleotide messenger RNA. The record is from the annotation of a GenBank genome assembly. NCBI's taxonomy places the organism in Eukaryota, Metazoa, Rotifera, Eurotatoria, Philodinida, Philodinidae.